AGCUGUCUUCUGAAUGUACGGAAUGCGGGUCACUUACCGGCGUACUGCCAGCGCUAGAAAGUGCCACGACUCCACACAGACAUCGACUGACUCCUCAAGCUGGGGAUAAGAUUUUUUUUUUAGUUAGUUUUUUUUUGCUGGCGUGGCGAAGGCAGUUUGGUUCGAGAUAAUCACUUCUGUUUAAACUCUUCCUGAAGUGAUUCAUCCAACGGAAAUCUGCCGCGAGAAAAGAAAGGAAGCUACCAAUCAUGGACAUCUAUGAUCCUCAGACCCUUGGAUUUGUGGUAUUUGGUGGCUUCAUGGUGUUCUCAGCCAUUGGGAUCGCUCUGGUCUCAACAUUUUCCAUGAAGGAGACCUCGUAUGAAGAAGCUAUAGCCAAGCAGAGGAAGGAGCAGGGGAAGACCCUAUCCAGCCAACGAUCAGAUAAGAAGAAAAAGGACAAGGCAGCUGAGAAGAAAAACCGUGCUAAGAAAAAGGAAGAUAAGCCCAAUGGGAAGCUCCUGGACUCAGAGGCCACUCCUGAGGUUUCAGAAGUGCCAGCUGAGCCCAGUCCUUCAACUCCUCCAGGCCCAGAACAAGUUGCUUCACCGGCACCUAAACUAGAAGUCCAAACUCAGAAGUCUCCCCAACCCAACCUUUCUCAGAAGCCCGCUUCACCUACCCUGGCUCAGAAAUCAGCUUCACCUGCUCCAACCCUGAAAUCUAUUUCACCUACCCAAAAGUCUACUACAGCUCCUCCUGCCCAGAAAUCUGCUUCACCUCCUCCUACCCAGAAAUCUUCACCUGCCCCAGCCCAAAAGUCUGCUCCAGCUGCCCCUGCACAGAAAUCCACUUUACCCGCCCCUUCUCAGAAGCCUGCUUCAAAUGCCCAGAAUGCCCAGAAAGCCACUCCAACUGCCCCUGCUCAGAAAGCAGGUCCACCUGCCCCAGACCAGAAAGCCACUCCAACUGUUCCUGCCCAAAAAGCCGCUCCUCCUUCCUCUGCCCAGAAAUCUGCUCCACCAGCCCCCACACAAAAAUCUGCCCAAACUCAAAAAGCUGCUCCAUCUGCCCUAACAAAGAACUCCUCUCAACCCGCCCCAUCCCAGAAGUCUGCUCCAACUGCCCCAACACACAAAUCCUCUCAACCUGCCCCAUCGCAGAAUGCUGCUCUGACUGCCCCAACACAGAAAUCCUCUCAACCUGCCGCAUCCCAGAAGGCUGCUCCAACUGCCCCAACACAGAAAUCCUCUCAACCUGCCCCAUCCCAGAAGGCUGCUCCAACUGCCCCAACACAGAAAUCCUCUCAACCUGCCCCAUCCCAGAAGGCUGCUCCUCCUUCCUCUGCCCAGAAAUCUGCUCCACCGGCCCCUGCACAAAAAUCUGCCCAAACUCAAAAAGGUGCUCCAUCUGCCCCAACACAGAAAUCCUCUCAACCUGCCCCAUCCCAGAAGGCUGCUCCAACUGCCCCAACACCGAAAUCCUCUCAACCUGCCCCAACACCGAAAUCCUCUCAACCUGCCCCAUCCCAGAAGGCUGCUCCACCUUCCUCUGCACAAAAAUCUGCUCCACCGGCCCCUGCAGAAAAAUCUGCCCAAACUCAAAAAGCUGCUCCAUCUGCCCCAACACAGAAAUCAUCUCAACCUGCCCCAUCCCAGAAGGCUGCUUCAAAUGACCUGACCCAGAAAGCUGCUUCACCAUCCCCAGCCCAGAAGUCCUCACCACCUGACCGAAAACCCAGUCCACCUGCCCCGGCCCCUUCACAAAAGGCUGCUACAGGUACUACCCCUCCUGCAUCCCAUCCUGCUCUUGAAGAUGCUCUACCCGCCCCAUCUCCUAAGGAUAAGAGGAAGAAGAAAUCCAAAGCAAAGUCUGCUUCAGCUGAGGUUCAGCCCAAAUCUGUGGCUCCAUUGGAGAUGGUGACCAAAAGGGUUCCUGUCAUGGCUGUGCCUCCAGUGGGUACUUCGAAAGCUGCUUCAGCAACUGCUGUGCUGGCCGAAACAGAAGAGCCCAAACAAGAAGCUCCAGCCAAGAAGAAAGGAGGCUCUAAGAAGAAGUCAGAGCCAGUGGUGGCUGCAGACCCCGCAGACAGUCCACUGUACCUGCCCUACCAGGCCUUGCUUUCCACGGUGAAGAGUAUGGUGUUCACUGAAGGAGAGGCCCAGCAGCUCAUUGAGAUUCUAGAUAAAGCUGGCGUUAUUCAAGACACAUGGCACAAGGCCACACAGAAGGGUGAUCCGGUAGUUGUGCUGAAGAAACAGCUGGAAGAACGAGACAAGCAGCUGGCAGCCGAGCAGGAGGACUCAGCAGCUGUUAAAAGCAGACUGAGGGAUUUGACUAAAGAACUCUCUGGGGAGAAGUCAAAGGUGGCGUCUGUAGAGACCAGGCUGAGCUCUCAGCUGAGUAAGCGAGAGCAGGACAUCAUUGCCCUACAAGCACGCAUGCAGGCCAGUUAUCAAGACCAUCUCGCAGAGACUCAGCAGCUUAAUGCCAAGAUCUUGGCUCUCCAGGACCAGCUGGAGAAAGGCCCUAAUGCUCAGCUGGCCCGUCUACAGCAGGAGAACUCUAUCCUCAGAGAUGCACUUAACCAAGCCACCAGUCAGACGGAAAGCAAACAAAAUGCUGAAUUGGCCAAACUGCGUCAGGACUGCAUUCGGCUGAAUAAGGAACUGGUGGAGAAGAACGAGGCCUUGCAGGCUGACGAACAGCUCAGGAAAAAUCUGGAAUCUAAAGCUACCGCGGCUGAGAAACAACUCGCCCAGCUGCAGGGGACCUGGGUGAGCAGUGAAAAGGCUCUGCAGAAGCGUCUGGAGGAUGUGAGUGAGGAGCUCCGACAGACCCAGAGCAGCAGAAACAGCCUUCAGACACAGCUUGAACAAGCUCAUAAAGAUGCCACUGCUCUAGCAGAAGCUCAAGCUCGUGUGGCCAGUAUGGAGACGGAAAAGAUAGAGCAGACCAGACAGUUAGAGAGGCUGCAGAGCCAGCUGAAACUGCUGGAGGCGAGCCAGAACAAAGAACAAAACCACAAUUCAGAGGCUUUGAUGGCUGAACUGGAGCAAGCAAAGAGCAGCCUGAAGGAUAAAGAAGAGGAGCUGAUCCAACUAAAAAACAUCAUUGCAAAUCAGGAUGAUAACACAACAGAGAUGCAGCAAUUGCAGCACAGCGUAAAAGAAAAGGACGACCAAAUAGCAACUCUUCAGGGAGAGCUCCAACAGUUUAAAGAAAAGAGUUCAGACCUCACCAGACUUGAAAACACAGAAAUGCUGGAACAGCUACAAAACAGUCUGAAAGAAAAGGAGUCUCGGGUGGCUUUAUUUGAAGAAGAGAUGAGGCACUGUAAAGAACAGUAUGACACUAAACUGGCAGAUAGCACAGCCAAACUGGAGUCACUACAUAAAAGUGUAACUGAAAAAGAGAGCCUAGUGACAUCACUACAACAGGAAGUGCAGCAGCUCACGGAUCUAAAUCAGUCACAUGGCAAGAAUUACGAAAGUUUGGAGGAUAUGCUGAAAUCUGUCCAGGCUGAGACCAAAGAAGUUCUUCACUCACUUUUCCCACACAUCAUCAUAGAAACAGCACAGACCAAUUGGCUUCAGGACUUUGCUGUGAAAGCACAAGAGGUGCUAAAUCAAAAGCAACAGAGUCAAGAAUCCCAGCAGAACACCGAGAUGGUGGAGAUAAUGGGGAAACUACAGGCAGCCCAGGAGAGUCAGAGCACAUUACAGUCUGAGUGUGAGCAGUACAGGAGCGUACUGGCUGAGACGGAGGGGAUGCUGAAAACACUUCAGAAGAGUGUAGAGGAGGAGGAGAGGGUGUGGAGGACCCAGAUAAUUGAGUCAGAAGAGAAACUAAGGAUGGCACUCAAAAAGGUGCAGGAAUUAGAAGAGACAACAGAGAGCUUGAGAGCGGACAACCCGAGGACCCAACAGCUGGAGGAGAACGUGAAGUUGCUUGAAGCCCAGUUGGAGAAACAGCUCCAGUCAGCAUCCACUGACAGCCAGAGUCAAUCUGAAGAGAUAACGCACUUGAAGCAUGUUUUAGCAGAAUCCGAAAGACAGUUGAGUGUGGCCCAGCAGGAGAUGCAGACGCAGAGGGAGGAGCUUACACAGAUCAGACAGCAACUGAGUGACGUGACAAAGCUUGCUCAGGGAGUGGGAGAGAACGGGCGGACUGAGGCAGAAGAGUGUCAGGUCCAGGCUCAGCUGGAACAGACAUUGGAAAAACUACAGGGUGAACAGGCUCUAAACCUGCAGCUUUCUGCAGAAGUGGAGCAGACUCAGGAGUCCCUCAGAAAACAGAUUCAGAGCCAUCUAGAGCAGAUGAAGUUAGCUGAAGACACUGCAGUCAUGGAGGAUGUUGCUCAGCUGAAGGAGUGUCUAGAGAAGGAGCGAAAGAUGACCAAAGAUUUGGGCCAGGCAGCCACCAAACUCCAACAACUGCUGAGAAACAGUCAGGACCAACUGGCCAGAGAGAAAGAGAGAGCCAGGACCUUGCAGGAUCAAUUGCCAGCCAAGGAGGGUGAUGGAGAGCUGAAGCAAGGCACUUCUGUUUGAUGUGCAAAACAAAAAAAAUGCCAAAAAUUGCCUUAAGAUGAUCAAAAUGAAGCAUUCCAAAAUUAGUUUUCUUCCUUUUUUUUUUUUUUUUUUUUUUUGGGCAAACUAGUCUUGGGAGAAAUAUUUUGAAGACUUUUGGGGAAAUCUAACUCCCGAAAAAAAAAUUUAUUUUGGAGAUGUGCUGGAACUAUUUUCACUUUACAUUCCAUCUGAAACCUUCUGGCUAUGUCAGAAAAUAUUCCUCAACUGCCUUAUAUAUAUUCUCAGUGUUCCCGCAUCUCUCCUCCUGAUGUCAGUGUUAAAAGGGAAACCGCAUGUACAUUAUGUGUACAUCAACUAGUGCAAUUAAUUUCUUGUAAGUGAAUGAGUAUGCAUAAUUGUAUGGUACAUGGGUACAGCAUUUGGAAUGGCCUUUCUGUAGCUGGCUUCAACACUGUAAUAAGAUUGAUAAUAAAGAAUGGCAUCCUAGCUUUAAUUUAC
This is a messenger RNA of Carassius gibelio (silver crucian carp), 5012 nucleotides long. Its product is annotated as ribosome-binding protein 1. Gene Ontology annotation, cellular component: endoplasmic reticulum membrane. Gene Ontology annotation, biological process: protein transport. The transcript is spliced from 29 exons. Bases 249 to 4532 code for a protein of 1427 amino acids. Lineage: Eukaryota; Metazoa; Chordata; Actinopteri; Cypriniformes; Cyprinidae. The record is from RefSeq and is a predicted model, not a curated record.